AAGGUUUCUAUAAAUACUGUUUAUUCUUAGAAUAUAAAAAUGCAGGCCUUCUUAAAAGGGGGGUCAUCAGGUAUCAAAGAGAAUGCAGGGUUUAGCAGUAAACAGGUUGGAGGGAAAAGAAGGAAAGGACCGAUCCCUUGGGUUGAGAAAUAUCGACCUCGGACUGUAGAGGACGUUGCAUACCAAGACGAGGUCGUUGCUGUCCUCAAGAAGAGUUUAGAGGGCGCAGAUCUACCCAACCUUUUGUUCUACGGACCUCCGGGUACUGGUAAAACCAGCACUAUUCUAGCCGCAGCGAGGGACCUGUUCGGGGAUAUAUACAGGGAUAGGAUAUUGGAGCUCAAUGCCUCGGACGAAAGAGGAAUCCAGGUUGUCCGGGAGAAAGUAAAGAACUUUGCUCAGCUCACUGCUUCAGGAACACGUCCUGAUGGUAAACCAUGUCCUCCUUUCAAGAUUAUAAUCCUGGAUGAAGCGGACAGCAUGACUAAGGACGCUCAAAGUGCACUCAGACGAACCAUGGAGAAGGAAGGACGGAGCACAAAGUUCUGUUUGAUCUGUAACUACGUGAGCAGAAUAAUCGAACCACUCACUUCUCGUUGUGCAAAGUUCAGGUUUAAACCUCUUGCAACAGAGAUCCUUCUCACCAGGCUCAGGAUGAUCGUCGAGGCGGAGAAGGUGAAUAUCAGCCAGGACGGGUUGGAUGCGAUCAUCCUCACAAGUGAAGGAGAUCUGAGGAAAGCCAUAACAACCCUUCAAUCCUGCUCCAGGUUGAAGGGAGAAAAAGAAAUCUGUCAAGAGGAUGUUUAUGAGAUAUCUGGAGUUAUCCCCGAGUCAGUGAUAGAAGGACUUCUAGACGUGUGCCAACUCAACUCCUAUGAAAGACUCCAGGCUCAUAUUGAUGAUUUCAUGUGUGAAGGGUUUUCUGCAACCCAGCUGAUAAACCAGCUCCAUGAUAAACUAAUCUCGAACCCUGCUCUAACCGACAACCAGAAAUCCGAGAUAGGAGAGAAACUGUCUGUUUCCGAACACUGUCUAUUGGAAGGAGCAGAUGAAUAUCUUCAGAUCAUGGCAGUCUCAACAUCUAUCAUGAAAACAUUGGCGUCAACGGCAUAAAUAUCUAGCACAGAUCCAAUCCUUCUUCAGUAGGUGGUCGACUCCUACUCCUAUAGGUGGUCCAAUCAUACUGCAGUAGGUGGUACAAUCAUACUACAGUAGAUGGUUCAAUCCUACUACUGUAGAUGGUCCAAUCCUACUACAGUAGGUGGUCCAAUCAUACUAUAAUAGGUGGUACAAUCAUACUACAGUAGAUGGCCCAAUCCUACUCUAAUAGGUGGUCCAAUCAUACUAUAAUAGGUGGUUCAAUCUUACUACAGUAGUUGGUCCAAUACUACUUCAAUUAGUGGUUUAAUCCUACUCUAGUAGAUGGUUCGAUCCUUCUCCAUUAGAUAGUCCAUUCAUACUAAAGUAGGUGGUCCAAUCCUACUCCAGUAGUUGGUUCAAUCCUACUCCAGUAGUUGGUUCAAUCCUACCCCAGAUGUUGGUUUAAUCCUACUCCAGUAGUUGGUUCAGUCCUACUCCAGUAGUUGGUUCAAUCCUACUCCAGUAGUUGGUUAAAUCCUUCUCAAGUAGAUGAUUCAAUCCUACUCCAGUAAAUGGUUUAAUCCUACUCUAGUAGAUGAUCCAAUCAUACUUAGGUAUAUGGUCUAAUCCUACUACAGUAGGUGGUCCAAUCCGACUCCCGUAGGUGAUCCAAUCCUACUCCAAUAGGUGGUUCAAUGAUGUUAAAGUAGGUGGUCCAACCCUACUAAAUUUAAUGGUCCAAUCCUACUCAAGUAAAUGGUCCGAUCUUUCUCUAAAAGAUGGUUAAAUUCUACUUCAUUAAGUAUUUCUAUCUUUGUCUUCAGUUUAUGUAAACCCAAUACAAGAACUGAAUCUGUUAAAUCUAUGUUCACUAAACCCUGUGUUAAACCGGAAACGAUACGCUUAAUAUUCCUCGCAACAUUAAACCAAUUGAUAGACGAGGAAUUCUUUCAUCCAUAUACUUAUAUAUCCAAUCAAGCUUUUAUAUAUGUAAGUACAAAGUAAAUUCUUAACUUGAAAUACUGUUUCAGAA
Messenger RNA from Eurytemora carolleeae, 2113 nucleotides. RefSeq names its product replication factor C subunit 4. Gene Ontology annotation, cellular component: nucleus; DNA replication factor C complex. Gene Ontology annotation, molecular function: DNA clamp loader activity; DNA binding; ATP hydrolysis activity. The transcript is spliced from 6 exons. The record is from RefSeq and is a predicted model, not a curated record. Gene Ontology annotation, biological process: DNA repair; DNA-templated DNA replication. Bases 40 to 1113 code for a protein of 357 amino acids. Lineage: Eukaryota; Metazoa; Arthropoda; Copepoda; Calanoida; Temoridae.